AUGUUUUAUGGGUCAGAACAAGAAGAUGAUCCGCAUAAAGUCACAAUGUCCUAUGGAUCAAAGCAAGAAGAUGAUCCACAUAAAGCUACAAUGUCCUAUGAAGAGGAUCCGAAGACGGUUUCUACAGGACAGGAGACACACACAGAUGAAGAGGGGACUCACCACCACCAUGCUCACGCUCACAACCACAGUAACAUAAGACAGCAGGCCGACGUCUUCUUCUUCCACGACAUGCUGCGGCCAGGUUCCGUCAUCACCCCGACCAUCCCGCCAACCACCUCCCUGCCGGCUCUUCUUCCCCGCAGCUUCGCUGGCUCCAUCCCGUUCUCCAGCGAACGCCUCUCCGACAUCAUCUCCAUGUUCGCACCGGCGUCCCUCUCGAUGACCAGAGAGAUACGGUGGACGUUGGACACGUGCGAGCACCCACGGACGCUCCCCGGCCAAAGCGCCGGCUGCGCCACCUCCCUCGAGUCCCUCGCCGAGCUCCCGGCGUCCCUCCUCAGGACACGCAACGUCCGGGCGUUCUCCGCCGCCGAUUUGCCCGUCGAAGCUCCGGGCACGCGGGCACUGCGCGGGAGGUACAACGUGACGGCCGUCCGGAAGGUCUCAGGUGAGUCGUCGGAGAUCGUGACCUGCCAUGAUCUGACGUACCCGUACGCGGUGUACUACUGCCACACGGCCAACCCUACAUCCGCAUACACAGUGACGCUGGCGAGCGUGGAGGACGGCGCGGUGCCGAAGACAAUGGAGGCUCUGGCGGUGUGCCACCUCGACACGUCCAAGUGGAGCCCCAAGAACCCCUUCUUUGAGCUCCACAACCUCAAGCCGGGGGAGGUGACCGUGUGCCACUUCCUCACGAAGCUCAGCAUCAUCUGGGUUCCGGUCAGCCAGCAGGGAGAAGCACACGCAAGCAGGGCGUGA
Molecule: messenger RNA, 921 nt
Organism: Lolium rigidum
Lineage: Eukaryota; Viridiplantae; Streptophyta; Magnoliopsida; Poales; Poaceae
Product: BURP domain-containing protein 11-like
Exons: 2
Coding region: 1-921 (306 amino acids)
Source: RefSeq, a predicted model, not a curated record